ACUGUCAACGUUUUAGUGGUUAUGCCAAACACUUCACUCUUGCAUCCUAAGUUUUACUCUCAUUCCCUUAUCUCAUAAAAACCCAAACACCAAAAUAAAGUUACUCUCUCUGCAAUCUGCAUUUUCACUGAUUCAAAUCGAAUGCAGGUUCUUGUGGAGACAAAGUAAAGAUGAUUCUUCUCAAAGACAUUGUGCCUGCAGCUCAGAACAACAUAGACACUAAAUUUAUUCUUUUGGAGAAAGGCGAGAGCACACUGGAAGGGCAAAAUAAGAUAUGUUUGGCACUGGUGGCUGAUGAGACCGCAGCUGUUCAUUUUCAGCUUUGGGGAGAUGAGUGUGAUGCAUUUGAUUCAGGUGACAUAAUUUAUCUUACCAAAGGUAUCUUUUCCUACCAGCGUGGCAACCUUAUACUAAGGGCAGGCAAGAGAGGGAAGCCAGAGAAGAUAGGAGAAUUUACAAUGUCCUAUGUUGAGACACCAAACAUUAGUGAAAUUCAUUGGAUUCCUGAUCCAACCAAUUCUAAGAAUUAUAUCCAAGACUAUGUAAUAUCUCCUGUGUCACGCAUCUUCCCGCCAGCUCUGGAUGAAUGAGGAUGUAAACCAUUAUGAAUUUGUUGCAAAAUUUACAGAUUUAGAUUUGUAGU
This is a messenger RNA of Abrus precatorius (Indian licorice), 643 nucleotides long. Its product is annotated as SOSS complex subunit B homolog. Gene Ontology annotation, molecular function: DNA binding. The transcript is spliced from 2 exons. The coding region runs from base 171 to 590 and encodes 139 amino acids. Gene Ontology annotation, cellular component: SOSS complex. The record is from RefSeq and is a predicted model, not a curated record. Lineage: Eukaryota; Viridiplantae; Streptophyta; Magnoliopsida; Fabales; Fabaceae. Gene Ontology annotation, biological process: response to ionizing radiation; mitotic cell cycle checkpoint signaling; double-strand break repair via homologous recombination.